UUGGUUUUGUUUGGAGACAUAAAUUGAGACGAAAGUAACUUCAAGAAUUUAUUGAUCCUCAUCGGAUUUUGCGUUGAAGCGUCUUAUUUAUGAUAGUUGUAACUCACUGUCUCUGUCUGUACCGUAAAACAAAAACAAAAAUCCUUAAAUGUUGAAGUUGCAGUAUAACUUGAUGGGUUAACUUUGCAUAAACCCACGUGAACUUAUGAAAGGAGGAAUACUGGAAGUGCUUCUCGUUAAUGCUCAUGGCAUUAAGCACACAAAUAUUAUCGGAAGGCCGGUGUAUUACGUGAUCAUACAAUGUGGGACAAAGGAAUGCAGGAGCAAAAUUUCAAAAGGUGAAUAUGACAGCGCGACAUGGAACCAAAAGUUUGUGUUUCGGUUCCCCUUAUCUCAGUGGAGGAAUAUGCCCUACAUCAAAUUCAGAAUCAUGGACAAGGAGUUCUUCAACGACGGUGGAUUUGUUGGUGAAACCAUAAUCCAUCUUGGUGGGAUACUAACUGAAGGAAGCGACAGGGGAUACAUAGAAGUAAUGCCGGCUCCUUACAAUGUUGUGCUUGAUGAUGCUACUUAUAAAGGAGAAAUUAAAAUUGGGUUCAAAUUCUUUGCACUUGAGAAGUUGCAGGGACAACCAUGGGAAGCGAACGUAGAAGGAAAAGGCACUAAAGACUCGACAGUUCCACCGAUCAUGAAUAUCUGGAAGCUCCCGUUGUUGAAGUUUCUGCUGUAUUGCUUCAAGAAAUCAGCCAAGUACCGACUCAAGGAGAACUAAGAUGAUGCUGGUUAGCAACAGAACCCUUUACACGGAAAUCAGAAUAUAGGAACAUAGGUAGCUGCACGGACGAGGUGUCAAUGCAAAAGCUUCACAACCUUAAAGUCCAUGGCCACUCUUAUUCCCGAAGUCGUCUGCUCAACCUGUUUCUUGCCAACUUCAUAUAUAAACUCAAAUCCUUCAAACUUUAACGUUUCUUUAUUCAAACAAAAUCAGAAUUUAUUUCCUUUUUGAAAAUUGAAUCGUAUCUGUUACUCGUUUUGUACAAGUUAAUGGAGUGCAUGCGCACUUUUAAAUA
This is a messenger RNA of Tarenaya hassleriana, 1070 nucleotides long. Its product is annotated as elicitor-responsive protein 3. NCBI's taxonomy places the organism in Eukaryota, Viridiplantae, Streptophyta, Magnoliopsida, Brassicales, Cleomaceae. The transcript is spliced from 6 exons. Bases 206 to 772 code for a protein of 188 amino acids. The record is from RefSeq and is a predicted model, not a curated record.